AUGUCGGGAGAUUUUUUUUCAAUUAUAUUUUGCAAAACAUACUUGGUUUGGCUUCUACUCUUCUGCUUUUUCCUUCUUCUCCAGAGUUCUCACAAUAGGAAAAAAAAUAAAGAGAUCGAGCAAACCUCUGACACCGAGUUCAGUCUAAGGUUAAUCUCUGGUGCGAUUGGGCUCGGAUUGUGGGCUGCCGGUGGUGUUUUGUUGUAUUCGUUGGGUGUUGUCAGAUUAGGUCAUGGAAGGAAUGGGGAUUCUUCAACGUCUACAACGUCGUUGGUUUCGGUUUCGGCUGCUGCAUCUGAAGCUAUGGAAUUUGUUGUUGGUUUUGAGAGGGAUUAUGGGUUGAGAAGACCCAAUUUCGUUAGUGAAGGGUUUAUGGAUGCUUUACAGAGAUUGAAGAACGAGUUUAAGCUUUUGUUUGUGUAUUUACACUCACCUGAUCAUACUCCUUUGUUCUGUGAAAGAACACUCUGUUCGUUGGUGUUGGUGGCUUUGUGAAUGAAAAUUUCGUGUCUUGGGGUGCGAGUAUUCGAGCUAGACAUGUUUAUGGCCUUUCAGGAUUUGCAUCCAUUACUUUGAUUCCUAAGAUGUCUUUGAUGGCUCUUGUUGUCGAGUCUUCUCUUCUGUAUUUGCAGUAUCCAAUAUAGUUUUCGUUAACACUCCUCCUUCAAAAGCGUUGUUGUUGAACCAUUUCUCGAAUUCAUUUUCGAUUUUUAUUCUCUCUUUUUUUUUUUUGAGAAAUAGAACUGUUAUUAUAAAACUAGAGAGUCUUUUACAACAACAGAGUGAAUAGCUGAGGGAAAAUCCUCAAGCCAUGUACAAACAUUAUCCAACACUAGAGCAUGUUUAGCCAAACCGUGAGCGGCUUGGUUACCAUCACGAUAAACAUGAUGAACACAAACAGUAGGGAGAUAGGAUAAUUGAGCUUGAACAUCAAAAAUUAAAUCUUAAAAAAAAGAUCUAUUUGAUGUUGAUUGCGGAGGGCAUCAACAAGGAUCAAGGAGUCCGUGUUUCCACCUUAUCAACCUUUAAAUUGAGAUGUCUAGCCCAUUUGAGGCUAUAAAACAGCCCCUUGGCUUCCAUUCCUGUGGUCGACAGCAACUAGCAAUUGGGUGAGACAUUGCAGCCAGUACCUUGCCUGUGGAGUCUCUGAUUAUAGCACCAAAUCCAAUUCUGUUUCUAGCUUCAUCAAAGGCUGUAUCUACAUUCAAUUUUAGCAAAGUAGGAGGAGGAGGAGUCCAAGUUUUGCUAGUGUUUGGAGUGUCGGCUGGUGCCAAACCAGCAUGGAGAGAUAGUUGCUGAGCCGCUUGGUAAUUAUUUAGAAAAGUGUGUGCUUUAGCAUAGAUAACCAGUGGUUGUUGAGGAAGUUUACCAUGAAUGAUAUUGUUACGAUCAGACCAAAUAGACUACAUAGUGCAAAAAAUCAUUUCCAACUCAGAUUUGGUAUAGCUUUCUGAUAUCUGAAACAAAUAAUCUUCAAUUUUCAUGGAAACAACCGCUCUGUUAUUGAAUGAAAAACCAACAACUUUCCAAACGUGUCUAGCAUGUUUACAAGAGAACAUUGCAUGCCCCACAGAUUCCCAAGCAUUGAGGCACAAACUACAUGAGGCAAAAGUGAGCGAUUUCCUCUUGAAAAGCUCUGAAGCAACCGGCAAAGCAUUGUGAAUAGCUUUCCAAGCAAAAAUCUUCACUUUAGGAGGUAGUUUGAGUUGCCAAAAAGACUUCCACCAAGAAACAUGUGGGCUGGACACAGAGGCGAAAGUAUCAUCAGCUAACAAACAAGCAACAUGGUAACCAGAUUUUACCUCAUACUGUCCACCAGUAGCAUGCCAAACCCAAUAAUCAGAAGUAGCAUGAUGAGACAAAGGUAAUGAAAGAAUUCUCUCGACAUCAACUGAAGAAAAAUCAGCAGUCAAUUUGCUCACAUUCCACUCUUUUUCUGGUGUGAUAUAGUCAGCAACGGUAUUAGUUGGAUCUCCAGUAAAAAAUACAGGAGUGAGAAUGGAGUUACCAGGGAUCCAAGGGUCAGUUGCACAGGCAAUUCCAAAACCAUUCCCCACUUGCAAACGAAUUCCCUUCUUCAGCAACUCUCGGCCCCAGCAAAUUCCUUGCCAAGUGAGAGAAGAAACACCACAAGUUGCAGCAGAGAGGAAAUCUAUUCUUGAGAAAUAUCUUCCUUUGAGAACACGAUAUAGUAGAGAUUCAGGAUUUUGAAAUAACCUCCAAGCUUGUUUAGCCAAAAGAGCUUGAUUGAAGUGGAUAAAAUUUUGGAAACCGAGACCACCUUCCAAUUUUGAUUUACAAAGAAACUUCCAUUGUUUCCAAUGAAUUUUCUUUUUGUCCGAAGUAGAGCCCCACCAAAAGUUAGACAUCAAACUCUCAAUUUCAUGACAAAAUUUAACAGGAAGUUUAAAGCAA
This is a messenger RNA of Cannabis sativa, 2415 nucleotides long. Its product is annotated as plant UBX domain-containing protein 10-like. The transcript is spliced from 3 exons. Lineage: Eukaryota; Viridiplantae; Streptophyta; Magnoliopsida; Rosales; Cannabaceae. Bases 1 to 495 code for a protein of 164 amino acids. The record is from RefSeq and is a predicted model, not a curated record. Gene Ontology annotation, molecular function: ubiquitin binding. Gene Ontology annotation, cellular component: endoplasmic reticulum.